Molecule: messenger RNA, 1414 nt
Organism: Tripterygium wilfordii
Lineage: Eukaryota; Viridiplantae; Streptophyta; Magnoliopsida; Celastrales; Celastraceae
Product: UDP-glucuronic acid decarboxylase 1-like
Exons: 6
Coding region: 200-1414 (404 amino acids)
Biological process (GO): D-xylose metabolic process
Cellular component (GO): cytoplasm
Molecular function (GO): UDP-glucuronate decarboxylase activity; NAD+ binding
Source: RefSeq, a predicted model, not a curated record
ACAGUCCAAUCUCCGCAUGAACUGCUCACUUUGAUGGCCGUUGGAUAAUGAGUCCCAAAUCCCCUCCUAUUUUUUGUCCAUUUCAUGCCACACUGCGUCGACGCUCUCGGUCUCGCACACCAAGAAGAAGGACAGGAGGACGAUGAAGAAGACGAGUACUCAUUGAUCAGAAGAACCGCCAAAAUUGAUUCUAGCCUUGAUGCAUUACAGAUUGCCCACAGCACAGAGAAAGCAGAGCGCCAUGAAGCAGCUUCACAAGCAAUCAAGCAUUCGAAGGGACGAGGAGCUCCCGACCUCCCAGAAAUCCCCAUAUUCUCCCAAGGCCUUGAAACCCAGAUCCCUUCCCAGAUCAAUCAACUACCUCUUCAGAGAACAGCGCCUCUUAUUCAUUCUCGUCGGGGUUCUCAUUGGCGCCACCUUCUUCAUCCUCCAGCCUACUCUCUCUCGCCUCCGAACGGCCGACCCUUCUCCCACCAAUCACGCCACCAUCCCUAGAUCCUACGAGGAACGUCACCUUGACUCCACCGUAUAUCAGAGGCGAUCUUUCUCGGCCGCUGCCAAGGUAGUUGGACGCGUACCGGUGGCGAUCGGGAGCCGAAGGCUGCGGAUUGUUGUCACUGGUGGUGCUGGAUUUGUUGGGAGCCAUCUCGUGGAUAAGCUUAUCGAUCGUGGUGACGAGGUUAUUGUCAUUGACAAUUUCUUCACUGGGAGGAAGGACAAUUUGGUUCACCAAUUUUCUAAUCCAAGAUUUGAGCUCAUCCGCCAUGAUGUGGUGGAGCCAAUUCUCUUGGAGGUGGAUCAGAUCUAUCACUUGGCUUUCCCAGCUUCUCCGGUCCAUUACAAGUACAACCCCGUCAAGACAAUCAAGACAAAUGUGAUGGGUACUCUUAAUAUGUUGGGUCUUUCACGACGUAUCUUCUCAUGCCAAUUGAUGAACAACUAUGACGAUGAGAUACAUAUGAAGUCUUCAAAGAAGCUUCCAUAUACUCAAAUGCAGAGGAAUCUCUACGAGUCGAUUUAUCAUUCUUUCUCAAUGAGGGUCGACCACGUGUAUUUUGUAUCACUUUUGGUUCCAAAAGAUGAUAUUUGGGUCAAUAAAAUAAAACAAGAAGAAGAACCUGAUCUUGUGGAUGAAAGUGAAGAAAAUAAUAUUGAAGUUGAUGUCACAGAAGAAUUUUUUACCGAUAUGACUGGUGUGCUUGAAGAUUUAUUCUUCACACAUCCAGGCUCGUUAGAAUUGUUACGCGCAUUCCCGCAAGUGUUACUGAUGGAUGCGACGUACAAAACUAACAGGUUCAGGAUGUUUCUAUUUGAGAUUGCACUGAAUUGUUUACGGUCAAUGAUAAAUGAAUGCACUACUCCAAGAGUUAUUAUCACCAAUGGAGAUUUGGCGUUGAUGAGGUCGUGUGCCUAA